AUGGCUGGUGGAGUAGGGGGACAAAGGUGAGUUCACAGAAUCCUAGGCCUGAGUCGCAUGACGAAGACGGCCGCGACUCGAUCAGGAGAGUUGUCGCAAAGCGAAGAGAACGAUCAAUCUCGAAGAUACCUGUCAUCAGUUGUUGAAGCAGAGCAUGGACCUGGCAGAUGGUCAAGGUGUGUCCACAGCGCGGACUCGAGCGAGGGCGUGGGCGAGACAACGGGUGGCCGACGGACGAUGGCGAUGCUCAACAACCCCAGAACACGCUUGGGAAGAGACGGACGGAGGUCGAAUGUACGUCGAGGGACUUGA
Hymenoscyphus albidus is the source of this 312-nucleotide messenger RNA. The record is from the annotation of a GenBank genome assembly. Lineage: Eukaryota; Fungi; Ascomycota; Leotiomycetes; Helotiales; Helotiaceae.